AUGGAGGGCCGCAUCAAGGAGCUCCUGAUGCCCGUGCAGGAGGCUGUGGAAGGAAGCUGGUUCGCCAAGCUGAUGUUGCUGGUGCUGCUAAGCAAGGCCCCGGAGCCCAGCCCGCUCGUCAUCCUGCUUGCCGCCAUCAUGGUCUGGUCACCACCAGAGAGCCUUUGGCUGGCUGUCAUAGACUUCAUGCCCAAGCUGGCGAUACCCAGCGUAGAUCCCACCGGACAAGGCGUAACAGUCGCCUUGGCCCUAUGGGCAAUGUUCGUCGUGACUUAUUUCACGAAUGGAACGCUGCUGCUCGCAGUGGAAAAGCUGUUCCCACAGUUGGUGGGGGACUAUCGCAUCCAGACGUUGAAGUCAUCCAGCAGACCGACAAUGUCGGCUCUCUGGCAAAACUUGGCAAGGACGAGCUUCGUUGUGUUGCCAUUGCUGCUGGCGGCCUUGAUCCCUGUUUGGCAGCGACUACGCAUGCCAUCUGUUCUACCAGGGCCAUGGGAGAUGUUUGUUCACAUAGGAUUUGGUGUUAUUGUGAACGAGGUACUGUUCUUCUAUGGCCAUUGGCUAAUGCAUGCCAACAAGUUCUUGUACAGGCCAGGGAUUCCUUCCGGUGGCUUGCUUGGCGACAUAGCAGCACGAAAGCUCAUGUCCGUGUCCAGGUAUUGCAUCGAGGAGGUCGAUGGAAAGGGACUCGGUAUCAUCGCAAAACUCAGCCUAGAGGCUGGUGAUCUGGUAUUUGCUGAGACACCUCAGCUGACAUUCGAGACAGACUCCAGCCAGAGCAUGCAGAAGGUGAAGGAAGAAUUUCAGCGGAUGCCCUCAACAGUGAAAGAGGAGAUCAUGAGUUUGGAAGACGCGUGGUCUUCCAGGGGUCGCAAGACACUCCGUGGCAUUAUCGAGACAAAUGGCAUAGAGUGUGAAGCAACCGGUCGCAGCUCCAAUACAAAGGCAGUCUGCUUGAACUUAAGUCGCCUAAACCACUCUUGUAAUGCAAACUGCGACUAUAGUUGGAACGAGCGUGACCAGCAAAUGGAGAUUUAUGCGCAGACGGCCAUUAGUGAAGGACAACUGGCAGUUUCGCUGCAGCUGCAACAAAUGUUCCAUGCGCUUGCAUUCUGCGAGAAGCUGCGUAUAGCCAAGAAGCUACUCAAGCUCUAUAAGGAGGAGGAUUUUGCAAUGAAAAGCUACAAGCUGGAGGCUUGCCAGUUUGGUUACGAUUCUGCCCUGGAGCUAGGCGACAUAGACACCGCACCGCGAUUUGCUCGGCUGGGGCUCAGAUGCUCUCUGAUCUGUCAUGGCCGCAACCACGAUACCACCAAGGAGUGGAUGGAUGCAGUGCAGGCGUGGGGAAGCUAG
Symbiodinium necroappetens is the source of this 1353-nucleotide messenger RNA. The record is from the annotation of a GenBank genome assembly. NCBI's taxonomy places the organism in Eukaryota, Dinophyceae, Suessiales, Symbiodiniaceae.